This is a messenger RNA of Coffea eugenioides, 1191 nucleotides long. RefSeq lists its product as uncharacterized. Bases 1 to 1191 code for a protein of 396 amino acids. NCBI's taxonomy places the organism in Eukaryota, Viridiplantae, Streptophyta, Magnoliopsida, Gentianales, Rubiaceae. The record is from RefSeq and is a predicted model, not a curated record. The transcript is spliced from 7 exons.
AUGGAGAUCAAACUGAUGACCAUUUUGUUAAUAGAAGUGACUUUAGCAAUAAUAAGCCAUGAAGCUUUGGCAAAUGGCUUCCUUUCCAGGCCGAACUCCCAGGAAGCUGCAAGCAGUAAUAAUCACCGCAACACCAAUGCAGUUAAAAGCAUUCGGAGUGAAGAUGGUGAUAUCAUUGAUUGCAUCGACAUCUAUAAGCAGCCAGCUUUUAACCAUCCUGCUCUAAAAAAUCACAAGAUCCAGAUGAAACCAAGUUAUGUUCCAACAAAGGACAUAACUUCCUACAAAGCAAAUACAGCUAAAACAUCUAAACAAAGAAAAGGAGAGGUUCCCAUUGCUUUGACAACACAACUGUGGCACAGAAGUGGAAGCUGUCCUGAGGGGACGGUUCCGAUUAGGAGAAUGCAGAAGAAGAGCCCAUAUGAAGCAAGGAAGCCUAGCUUCUUCCAGCAUAGCAAAAAAUUCAACAUCAGCACGCCAAGGGCCAAGGGAGAUAUUUAUGUCUGGAAUCCUCGAGUUGAAUUGGAUGAUGAGUUCAGUACUUCUCAAGUUGCUCUCAAAAGUGGCUCUCACAACAAUUUUGAAGCAGUUGAAGCAGGAUGGGCGGUUAAUCCAGGGCUCUAUAAGGACAGGCAGACAAGAUUUUUUGUGUAUUGGACAGAUGAUUCUUCAAGAGAAACUGGAUGCUUUGAUCAAUUUUGUCCUGGUUUCGUACAAGUCAACAAGGGGAUAGCACUUGGUGCUGCACUCCUUCCCAACUCGACCCGUGGUCAACUGGCAGUCCCCAUGAUUGUCUACAUUUUUAAGGAUCUAAAAACAAACAACUGGUGGAUAAAUUAUGGAGAGAAAACUAAUGUAGGAUAUUGGCCUGCUGAACUCUUUACUUCGUUAAAUCAUUAUGCUCAAACUGUUCAAUGGGGUGGUGAAGUAUACAGCGCCAAUCUUGAGACGUUUGGGACUCGUCCACACACCGCAACACAAAUGGGAAGUGGGGAAUAUGGUUACCCACACUACGACGUGGGAGUAAUAAAGAGAAUUCGGGUUCUUGAUAAUUCCCUGGCGUUGAAGUACCCAGAAUUCACAGCAUCCUUCUCGGAUGAGUAUGAUUGUUAUAGUUACCAGCUUUUUAGGGGGCGCCUGGAUCCUGAGUUCUAUUAUGGAGGACCUGGAAGAAAUUGGAAGUGCCCUUAG